Molecule: messenger RNA, 1485 nt
Organism: Letharia columbiana
Lineage: Eukaryota; Fungi; Ascomycota; Lecanoromycetes; Lecanorales; Parmeliaceae
Exons: 3
Coding region: 1-1485 (494 amino acids)
Source: RefSeq, a predicted model, not a curated record
AUGAGACUUUCAUCGCGAAAGGGAGCUUCGCUUCGAGAAGAGUUACGUCGACACUCCCACUACAUCCGUGACACCCUCGUCCCACGCCUCGCCAAGGAACCCAAGCUAAACCAAUCUGACAUUGUCUGCCUACAAUCCAUCUUCAAAACCCUUGAUGCAGUCCCAAUGACACUGGAGAUCCUCCGCUAUUGCCGUAUCGAAAAAGCGCUAAUGCUCAUGGCAGCCACAAGGAAUGUUUGCUGGCCAAUGGAUGUACUGGUACAUGCAGGAGACUUGAUCACAAAAUGGGAAAACGAGCUGGGACCGUUGAAAUACCUCAGGGCUGAUCUCUACGGUCCAGGAGGGAGAAUGGAGGGAGUGAGGAAGAUGAGCUGGAAAGAUGGACGUGUACCGGACGAUGAGUCGAAAUCGGCUUGGUCUGUUGAGGGAGCACCGAAGCCAUCUCGAGCACACGCCUUCGGUCACCUCGGCUUUGAGGUCGGCGACUGGUGGCUCAAGCCUGCAGCUGCGUACCGCGACGGCAUCGUCGACGAGACCUCUCACGGCAUCACCGCCAACGAAAACGGCGCCUACGCCAUCGUCCUGACAGGCAGCUGCGAGAUAGACCUCGGGCGAGACGGUGAGAUCACAUACAAAGCCGCGGUGAGCGAUCCCGGGGUGUUCAGGCUCACGAAGACGAUGCUGCGCGCAGAUCCAGAAGAGAAAGUCGUGCGAGUGCUCAGAAGCUGGAAAUUGAGGAGCAAGAUUGCGCCAAAGGCUGGAUUGAGAUAUGAUGGCCUGCACGUUUCCCGUCCCUCCAAGGGGAGCCCCGCUAAUACCAGAGAUUGCCACAGCUACCGCAUCCUCUCCUUCUCCGUCCAUCUCUCUCAACCCAACACCUGGCAAACAGCAUUCACCCUCUCCCGCCUCCCAACCCAACUGUCUCUCCUUCACGCCCUCCACAUCCCCACCUCGGACCAACUCGACGACUGGAAAGACUACCAGCGACUCAAGCUCGUCGACCGCGGCGAAGAUUUUGAAAUGCUACGGGAUAUGCUCGCGCAACGGGGAGGAGCGGGUGAAGAGAUGGGAGAUGGUGGAGGUCUGAACGAUGAAAGACACGGCAGUGUGGACAGUGGAUAUUUUUCGAAGAGGAGUUCAAAGGCUAUCAGUAUUGGCGGUGGUGGUAGGAGGGACUCGAUCCUCAUAGAUGAGAUGGGGAAGACGGUUAAGGGGGAAGAUGACAAGGAAGUCGAUGAGGGAGCCGAAGAGGCAGAUGACGAGGGAGCGGGUCUGGAAGACCUGGAAGAAAUAGAGGAGGAAGAGGAAGAGAACGACGGGAAAGGAAAAGGUCUCAACAGCAACGGCGACGAAGACCGGGCCAAAAAUGAGGGCACAGCACGGCCCAAUGCCACCCGGACACCGACGCCCGAGCACCUCAGCCACGCCUUCCCACAACCGCGCAUCGGCACUCGCUUCGUCUCGCCCCGGAAGCCUGCCGAUUGA